This is a messenger RNA of Pygocentrus nattereri (red-bellied piranha), 2044 nucleotides long. It is a transcript of the gene dnal1, whose product is annotated as dynein, axonemal, light chain 1. Lineage: Eukaryota; Metazoa; Chordata; Actinopteri; Characiformes; Serrasalmidae. The record is from RefSeq and is a predicted model, not a curated record. Gene Ontology annotation, molecular function: protein kinase binding. Gene Ontology annotation, cellular component: cytoplasm. The transcript is spliced from 8 exons. The coding region runs from base 296 to 760 and encodes 154 amino acids.
UGCUAUAAAAUGAAUUAGCUUGUUAGUUCACCUAACGCGACUGGUUCGGCCACAGUGAGUUAUGGUGCGCCGUGCUAACUACUAGGCUAGCUAGCGUUGGUUGGGUGAGCCAACGUUUGCAAUAUAAACGGCAAAGCGGAAUGAUAUUAAAGAAAUUGAUCAGGAUUUGGUCCUACGAGAGGCAAAAGCAACUACUAUUAAAGAGGCAUUGGCGAAGUGGGAGGAAAAAUCAGGAGAGAAAGUCGGUGAGGCUAAAGCAGUGAAACUAUAUGGCCAAAUUCCUCCAAUUGAAAAGAUGGACGCUUCUCUCUCAACCCUUAUCAACUGCGAGAAACUGUCGUUGUCAACGAACUGUAUUGAAAAAAUUGCCAACUUGAACGGAUUAAAGAAUUUGAAGAUAUUAUCUUUGGGCCGAAACAACAUCAAGAACCUUAAUGGACUAGAGGCAGUAGGGGACACUUUGGAGGAACUCUGGAUCUCCUACAAUCUCAUUGAGAAGCUGAAGGGAAUCCAUGUUAUGAAGAAGCUCAGAGUUCUCUACAUGUCCAACAACUUAGUCAAAGAAUGGGGGGAGUUUGUGAAACUGGCAGACCUUCCAUCACUGGUAGACCUGGUCUUUGUGGGGAAUCCUUUAGAAGAGAAGUACUCUGCUGAGGGGACGUGGAUAGAUGAGGCAACUAAAAGAGUCCCCAGUCUAAAGAAACUUGAUGGGACCCCAGUGAUUAAGCAUGAAGAGGAAGAGAGAGAAGGGGAGAGUUAACAGAGUCUGCUUUAAAAUCUUCUCAGUGGUACAAUUUUUAAAUGACUCCAAUGCCAGAAUGUUAGCAAUUAAAAAAAACAACAACAUGCAGUUAAAAGGGAAUACCACCAAGUUUCUGCAUAAUUCAGCCAUUGAAAUGUAAACAAAGUCAUUCAGAGUGGUUUGAUGUUAAAUGCUGUGUUUUAUAAAAACCUCUUGGUGAUGAAAGGAACCAGAGGUCAUGAUGUUGACAGUGCAAAUAUAUAUAAAAUUUAUUUGCUAUUUACAAUGAUCGCUGAACCUGUCAGCACGUGUGUUAUGGUGAAAUACUGGUAACUUUUAAAAUAAUACUUGGUUACUAUUUUGCCUUAAAACUACCUGUACAUACCUCUCUGUCCUGCAUGUGUUUGAGGUCACUUAUUUUAAAAAUAUCGUAGCACAAUGUCUCAGGCAAUAGGCAAUGCCUAACCAUUUUAUAUAAUAAGUUUCUGUAAUGUUUUAAAGGUAUUCACUUCAAAUGUCUCAUCCUUGUCACCAUGGUUCUGAACAAUUCUGACUGUUUGUCUAAAAUUGUACAUUUCACAACAAUCCACUCUUAGUGACUGUUCUUUACAUAGUAACAAUUGAAUUGCAAACAAUUGAACAAUUGAAACACUUGCAAGAAUUUGCAGUGAAAUUUUCUUUUCAAUGCAGAUUUUUAUAUGUUGACUUGAUGUGUAUAUAGGCUUAAGAGCUAAUGGUACUUUCUUAGAUUUUUAACAUCUUUUAAAUUCGAUCUCAAGAAAAAGCACAUUGCAGCUGCUUUUAAAUAGUUAAGAAAUAAGGUAGUCUAAAAGAUUAGCCACUGGACUGGUAACAGAAUGAAACUGAUGCAUUGCAGCAGUUUAAUAAAAAUGCUUUCAAAUUUGUGUAUGCGCAUUUUAUUAGGUAUAUACAAUGUAUUUAUGUCCCCUAAGGGCAUUUCAGUCCCAGAUAUCACCAUUAUUUAUACUUUCUGUUUACUCACUAUAAAAGGACUCUGACUAUGCAAAAACCUUAAUCUGACCCAACAAAAAUUCUGUUGCCAGGUUUUCUAGUAGUAAAUUGCUUAUUUAUGUCAUAGUGUACAAUGUUGUGUGUUCAAAGCUCUGACUCGUACUAAAGGCACAAAAGGAAAAGUUAACUCUAUGGCAUGUUUCCAGAUUAAAGAAGUAAAAUAUAAUAGAAGUAAAUAGAUGAUGAAUCUAUAUAAUUUUGUUUUUUAAUCUGUUUUCAACUAUUUUUAAAUCUUUUGUAAUGUAAUUUUUAAUGUAUUUGAUUUGUAUG